Verruconis gallopava is the source of this 981-nucleotide messenger RNA. RefSeq lists its product as uncharacterized. The record is from RefSeq and is a predicted model, not a curated record. Bases 1 to 981 code for a protein of 326 amino acids. Gene Ontology annotation, molecular function: protein binding. Lineage: Eukaryota; Fungi; Ascomycota; Dothideomycetes; Venturiales; Sympoventuriaceae. The transcript has 2 exons.
AUGGAUUCUCUGCAUAUGACAUUGGCGAAAGUGCCUGCGGAGUUUCCCUUUGCGCUCAAAGAAACCCAGGACAAAGGGAUCGGAGCUUUUGCUAUAAGAAACAUCACCAGAGGCGAGCUCGUGCUGUCCGAACGACCCCUUUUGCGGAUUGUGGGGUCACGAUAUCUCGCGGCAGAUGUGCAAGCUCAGUACGACAAGCUCGGCGACGUUCAAAAGGCUGUGUACAUGAGCCUGGCCAGCGCACAUGGACAAGAUGCCAGUCGCUACCCAUCCACAUCGGCGCCAUACUUGGAGAAGGGCGACAAAAGGAGGAUUCGAGAACAGUACGAGGCACUUACGGGCGAAGAGAAGAGCGUCCUGAGCAUUUGCAUGACAAACGCGAUGGAAACGGACAACGGGGCGGCGAUCUUCGAGCUCGCGAGCAGAUUCAAUCACGAGUGCGUGCCGAAUGCGUGCUUCUCUUGGGACGAGCGGGAAGGCGUGGAGAGAAUCCACGCGACGAGAAACAUUGCCAAAGGCGAGGAGAUCACGGUGUGCUACUGCGAUCCGUUCUACGACGUGUCGAUGCGCCGGUGGGAGCUGAUGCACUACGGCUUCGAGUGCCGGUGCCGCGCUUGCCACGACUUUGACAAAGCGGGGACGUUCGCAAACGAGUCGCGCGAGCGACGUUGGAAGCUGCGCGAACUUGGCCUGGCGCUCCCGCUGUGCCAGAGCGAGGCCGAGCGUCUGCGCGUCCGACUUCAAAUGGUCGCCGCGACGAAGGCGGAGGGCCUGCAAAACCCGGCCGUGGCGAACAUGUAUCUUGAGAUUGCUCAAAUCUGCGACCACACAGGGGAUGGAGAGAUGGCGGUGAAGGCGGCGAGAAAGGCGCUGGACAUGUUCACGGUGUGUCUUGGUGCGGACAGCGAGGAUGCCCAAGACGCGGCGAAGAGAGUGCGGGUGCUUGAAAAGCAGUUACGAAAGCGUUCCGAGCAGAAGUGA